Myxozyma melibiosi is the source of this 3285-nucleotide messenger RNA. RefSeq lists its product as uncharacterized. Bases 125 to 3040 code for a protein of 971 amino acids. NCBI's taxonomy places the organism in Eukaryota, Fungi, Ascomycota, Lipomycetes, Lipomycetales, Lipomycetaceae. The transcript is spliced from 2 exons. The record is from RefSeq and is a predicted model, not a curated record.
GGCCCUUGCCCAAUCGCAAGAGAAGAGCAAAACGGCCCCGGCCUCCGUCUCGGUUCUCGCAUUCGUGCGCUUCCUCUCCGCAAGGCUCCUCCUCCGUCCGCUAAUUCCCCUUGACCAGACGAGCAUGGCAGCGAACUUUGCAGCAAACUACGCUGCGCCUCCUGUCUUUGAGUCCGCGAAGCGGCAAGACCUUGCGUUUGCUUAUUCCGGCCCAUCGUUGCCCCAGCAACCACAGCAGGUGCAAUUUCCACCCCAGCCAGGCAAUUCCCAUGGAUUCACCAUCCCCAGCCAGUCGGACGGUUUUCCUCAGCAGUUUCAGCAGCUGCCGCAGCAGUUCCAGCUUCAGCUUCAGCAGCAGCAGCAGCAACAACAACAACAGCAGCAGUAUCCUUCCGGCGGCAUGUACCCUACGGAUCAUGGCGGUUUGGGAGGUGCCCAAAAUAGCAGUAUCUCCACCACCAACGACGACUUUUUCGACAUGCUAGCCGGCAACAUCCUGCUUGCCGGUCCCGAGCCGGAUUAUGCUCGGGUGCAGAAGAUCUCUGAGGAUUAUAUGCGAACUGGCGAGCCUCCAUACAUUGGCUCGGCCACCGUCUUUGGCCACAUGUGGGAAGAUACCUGGCAAGAGCCCGUCGUUCACCACCAGCUCCAACAGAGUCAGCCACUGCACGAGCAACUCCACCAUGCACAAUACACACAGCAGUCUCAGCAAUGGGUGCCUCGGUUACCUGCCGAAGCCGAGCCGUUGCAGCAAAUCAUGGCUAAUCUCCCCCCACAGCUACAGCAACAGCAGCAGCCGCUCCAGCCCCAGUAUCAUCCACAGCAGCAGCAGCGACAGCAACCGCAGCAGCGGCAACAGCAAUACCAACAACCGCAGCAACGGCAGCAGUAUAUCACGCCUGUCGCCCAGAUCCCUCAGAGAUUCCCCCAAUCGCAGCAGAAUCAUCCGCAAACGCGGCCACAAUUACAGUCUCAAGUCGGCAUCAAUAAGCAGCACUCGUUCUCCAAUGACUUUAGGCCUCCACUCGGCGACCGCCAGACUUCGCAGCCAGAGCAUGUCCAGUUCAGUAGCAUCAACUGGGACCUACAGGCCAGUCUGGGAAAUAUGACGCCCUCGGUUGCUGCGUCUACGGCAUCCAAUUCACCCGUCUCCCACAUGACUCCGAUUAGCUCGCUGCAAUCCCCGAAUUUAUUCCAAUCGUGGGACAGUGCCGGUCCUUCACCUAUCGCUAGCAAUUUGGACCUUUCCUCGCAACCCAGUCCGCUUCAGUCGUCAUUUCAGCCUGCCAAUCGGUCGCAUUCGGCUUACCAGAUGCUGCCGGACACUACGUUGAACUCGAAUGUAGCUAUGCAGUAUGGACCUGCGUAUGGUGUACAGAAAGGUCAACAGCCGGAAAAACAUAUUCGUCAUAUAAGCUUUGACGCCAAUCAGGCUUAUAGUGCACAACAAAAGCAGCAGCAACAGCACAUAAUAUCUGCCAACGGACUUUCCCCUGCGCCAAUCAUCAGCAACCGGACCACAGAGGCAGAUUACGCAAAUGCGACCGUGAAGAAGACUGAGCUCAAUAAUGUUCGUGCGGAGCCUGAUGAGCCGGAAAUGGUUCACCCUUCGCAACCGCCGACUUCAGGUCUCAUCAUCCCACCGUUGCCAUCUGCUGUGAGCAAUGCUGCAGUACAACCGGCGAAACCUAUUCUGGAUCGCGGCGACAGUUUCACAAAACGGAAAGGAGUUGAAGCGGCGAUUGCUGCUCCGGCAAAGCGGACAAAAGAGCAGAUCCAGCAAGCUAAAGAAGAGCGAGCGAAAGAGAAAGCUCGAAGGCAGCAAGCGAAUAAGGAGAAACAGGAGAAAAAGAAGCAAGAACAAGCGUUAAGACGGGCAGAGGAGCAAAGGAAGAUGCAGGAGAUCCGGGAUACGCUGCCUAGAUCCGAGAUGGAGAAGAAGAAUAGCGAGAAUACGGUGGAGGUGUCGGUCAAUCCUGAUAUACAGGCCGAGUUGAGUUACGCGCAGAAGGAGCUGUUGAAAGACUCUGCUUUGGCAUUCAAUGACCCUGCUGGUGCUCCUCAACUAAAGUCUCUGGCGAGCUCAAACAUUAGCCACGGACCGAUGCCGUCCCCGCAGUAUUCACCCUCUGCCAACUCUCCUUUCCUGUACAGUGUCAAUAAGCCGAUCAAGGGCCAGUCCGCCGUGAACACUCCCGUAUCCCUUCCUGACACGGGUGCUAGCGUCUGCGGCAGCGGCGGCAAAAUGUCAGUCAUGGGCGGCAAAAUUGACAAGGAAGAAGAAGUAGUGCAGAAGACCCCGGCGAAUAUCAACGGGAAGCUGAUUUUCUCGCCUCAUCCGCCGGAUCGAACGCCGCCGAAAUAUGUCUCGCCUUCGCUGCCCAACUCUGGAUUCCAGGUCUCGACCCCGCUGGCGUCGACGCUGCCGCUUAUUGUUGGCAAGCCAAAGAUGUCGCCUCAGUCGCAACGAUCUCCUAUGCAGCAGCGGUCGCAGUAUCUGUCAUCGUCGUCACAGGUGGUAAGCUCGUCGCAGUUCCAGUUUGAUCCAAAUGACACCUCCACCCCACAAAACGCGGUCCAUCGAGGUCCAAGUACCAUGAAUGGAAUUUUCGCCGCGCCCAGCCAAUAUAGCCUCUCAUCAUCCUCACAACCGCCCCAGCCUACACCCGAAAGCGAAUCCCGCAACAACCCGAACGAGUCCAAGCAAAACCCAAUCGUCGCUCUCGCCGCGCAGAAAAGGCAAGAAUUCGACCUCUCCGAUUUCCUCGGCACAGACGACACACACCUGCCAGACGGCGGUCUAAGUCUCGACGUCUUCGGAGCACUAGACGAUCCCUCUGGCUCCUCGCCGUUUCCAGAUGCGCAGCGACAGAGCGCCUCUGGCGGACUGCAGAGUUUAGAAGCCGCGCUGUCGGUCGGGAGUGAGGAGAACGACUUGAUUGGUGACGUGUUUAAUAAAAUCGACGAUUGGGGUCGGACGCAGGACUGGAACGUUACCGAGGAGGCUAUGAAGUUGGGUGGGGUGUCGACUAGGGCUUAGAGUACUUCCAUUUCUGUUUUUUUCUGGGUAUCUAUUUUGAUCUAUUGUUUGGGCGCUGGAGCAUGUACUUUAUUGCUUCUUAUUAUCAAUCUGCUUAUUCGGAAAUUGUUUUCUGGGAAUCUACCUUGUUUAUAUAUGUAUCACAUUCAGAUCAACACCGUACGGUCGGACAGGGAAAGGGACAGGGAUGUAUUUGAUUGUUUUCACCGCUGUCUGGGGUGUUCUCUUGUUUUUGGUUAUUUUAU